AAAGGAUCAGGAAGUGACAUGUUUAGAACUCCUGUUGACUGUUUCUAUGGUAACAGUAUUCUGGAUGGAGGAAGAAUUCCGAGAUUCUGAGUAGCUCAAGAUGCUGGAACCUAGGACUUUCCGUGACACCAGAAGCAUCACCCAGAGAGAUGAUCUCCUAAGGAUCGCAGAGACUGAAGUCAAACGUCAGCAGAGUCUCAGAUUCUUGUAUGAAUGGAAAGAGGACUCCCGAAGAGUCAUUAACACCCGUAUCCAGCAACAUCACAACGCCCAAAAGAAAAGGGAGAUCCAGAUGGCAAAUAAAGAACUCAUAAUAAUGCGCAGGGCGGCACUGCGAUGUCUGCUUGAAGAAGAAUACCUGCAGUACCAGGAGGAGCUGAGACGUAUGGGGAAGACCUUCCAUGUGCAGAGGCUGUGACGCCCCCACUGCUCGUCUCCUCCAGGCAGCUUCAUCUUUGCCUCUUUUACCAAUAAAAUUUGAUGGGAUUUUAU
Bufo bufo (common toad) is the source of this 492-nucleotide messenger RNA. RefSeq names its product chromosome 11 C1orf189 homolog (gene CFAP141). The record is from RefSeq and is a predicted model, not a curated record. The coding region runs from base 101 to 418 and encodes 105 amino acids. The transcript is spliced from 5 exons. NCBI's taxonomy places the organism in Eukaryota, Metazoa, Chordata, Amphibia, Anura, Bufonidae.